CUCGCCUACCUCCUGGCCCAGAUGCCCCCAGCACAUAUGAAGUCCUCUCAAGGCAGACCUGGGCCCCCAGGACCCCCGGGAAAAGAUGGGCUUCCAGGCCAGGCAGGCCCCAUGGGUGAGCCAGGCCGGCCUGGCCAGGGGGGUCUGGAAGGACCCUCUGGACCAAUAGGCCCCAAAGGUGAGCGAGGAGCCAAAGGUGAUCCAGGUGCAUCUGGAGUUGGCCUCCGAGGAGAGAUGGGCCCCCCUGGAAUCCCAGGUCAACCCGGGGAACCUGGCUAUGCUAAAGAUGGACUCCCAGGGAGCCCUGGGCCGCAAGGGGAGACAGGACCAGCUGGACAUCCUGGCCCUCCAGGCCCGCCCGGCCCUCCUGGCCAGUGUGACCCAUCCCAGUGUGCUUAUUUUGCCAGCCUUGCUGCCAGGCCAAGUAAUGUGAAGGGCCCAUAGAAGAUUCUAGAAAAUCACAAGACUAUGGUGGAUUUCUGAAACUUGAAGUCGGAGCCCAGUGGGAAGCUGGAUGCCUUGAUUCACUUCCAACCCGUCUUCUUUUUCCUUUGCCUCUCGCUUCCUCUUCUUCUCUUCCUUCCCUGCCUGUCCAUCC
Messenger RNA from Nannospalax galili (Upper Galilee mountains blind mole rat), 598 nucleotides. Its product is annotated as collagen alpha-1(XXII) chain-like. The record is from RefSeq and is a predicted model, not a curated record. The transcript has 3 exons. The coding region runs from base 22 to 444 and encodes 140 amino acids. NCBI's taxonomy places the organism in Eukaryota, Metazoa, Chordata, Mammalia, Rodentia, Spalacidae.